This is a messenger RNA of Stylonychia lemnae, 2331 nucleotides long. Lineage: Eukaryota; Ciliophora; Spirotrichea; Sporadotrichida; Oxytrichidae. The record is from the annotation of a GenBank genome assembly.
AUGCAACAUACAACAGUCUCGAGGAACAUUCAGCUUUUACUUCAAAAUUCUUUAAAUAAGUAAAAAUCCCAAGCACUCAUCAAACCUUUAAUCUCUAAUAAUAGUAACAAAAGUCAACUAGAAAACAUAGGCCACUCUAAGUCAAACAACAACAUAUUGCAAAAUAAUAGCGGAUAAAACAGUGGGAUCUUUACAAUGCAAUAGCAAACGCAAUAAUCAUAUUUGUUGAAUUUAAGCGACAAGCUUGUCAAUCAGCCAAACAAUGGCUAAUACAAUCAUACUUUCGUAUCCCCUUUGACUAGAAACGAUCGUCUAAGAUAGACAUUUAUUUAGAGUAAUAGCACGAAGCAACUGCCUCCAUAGCAUCCAUCAACUUUUAAUAAUAACUCAGGAGUGGUUUCCAAAAAGCUAAAGUUCGUCAAGCAAAAGUCUAGUUAACUUCAGAAAAGUAUGAGUACGAUGAUCGGCCGUAAAUAGGACGUUGGUAAUGAGAUCUAGGAAGAUGAGAUGCCUGAAAUAUAAAAUUUAUCAAGUUCCCUGGCUAAGAGCCAAAACUUUGAAUUUUAAAAGAGAUCUGUAUAGAACCUUAAUGAAAGACUUAAAAAUCUUACCCUUAGUGAGGAGUAAAAACGAAUAUAGCAUAAAAAUCUUCAACAUUCCUAAAUGAUGAUGACUCAAUAAAAUUAUAUCUAGGAUCAUAAAGCUAUGGUUUAAAGAAAGCUUAAAGUCUAAAAGCAAUUUGAUAAAUUCAAGAACACUAGUGAUAUUAUCAACUUAAAAGGUGAAGCUCAUGUCAUAAAAACAGAUAAUCUUGGCGGACAUGUAGUGGGACAGUUUUCUCUUAGUUCCAUCAAACCUAAGAAUCAGAUCAAAUUAAAGAAAAACUUGAUUAAUCUAUCAGGAUAGGGUUAGUAGAAUAUGAGAAGAAUAGACAUGGCAUAAAACUUGUAAAAAUUAAAUCAACCUAACCAAUUAAAUCUUAAUAAUAGUGCCUCUGUUACUAAACUACAUUCAAUUAAAGAAAAGUAAAUACAAGAGGCAUCAAUAUCGCCUCCAAGGCCAAUUAAUUUACUCUCUACGAGUGAAAGCAAUCCAACCCUAGCUAACUAGUUAAGUCCAAUUCAGAAUUCAAUGUUUGAAUUAAAGAAUAUGAAAUUUGAUGAAAUGAGCAAAAGCGAUGAUUUAUCUAAUGUGAGUCCUAUUUGGCCGAUGACCGCAGAAAAAGCCAUAGAGAGAUUCUCAAGGUUCUUGACAAAGUUUGAAAAAGAGGAGUUACAGUCAUUUGGUGAGGUAUUCUAUGUCAAUUCAAGUUCUGAAGCGAAUGAAGCUUUUAAUCUAGAGACAGAUAUGAAUAAUGGAUAUGAUGAUGACCAAAAUUACUAUAGAUAUAGAUUGAAUGAACAUAUAAUGUACAGAUAUGAAAUAGUGGAGAGACUUGGUAGAGGAUCAUUUGGACAAGUUUUUAAAUGCUAUGAUCAUAAACUCAAAGAAGAAGUAGCUCUCAAGAUAAUUAGAAAUAAAUAAAAGUUUCAUAAGCAAGCUUUAGUGGAAUUGAAAAUAUUGGAUCAUUUAAGAAGAUACGAUGAGGACGAUCGUAAGCACGUAGUUAAAAUGAAGGAGGCUUUUCUAUUUAGAAAUCAUUUGUGCAUUACUUUUGAGAUGCUAAAUAUCAAUCUCUACCAGAUGAUUAAAGCGUGUAGAUUUAAGGGGUUUGAUAUUAAGGUAGUUAAAAAUAUGGCUCUAUAGCUACUUAUAACUCUUAGGUUUCUAAGAAAGCAUAACAUUGUACACUGUGACUUGAAACCUGAAAACAUUCUACUUAAAUACUACAAUAAAUCAAUGAUCAAAGUUAUCGAUUUUGGGAGUAGUUGUUACCUUAAUGAAAGGCUUUAUACAUACAUACAGUCUAGAUUUUACAGAUCUCCUGAAGUCAUUCUUGGCCUCCCUUAUGAUUUCUAAAUUGAUAUUUGGAGUUUUGGAUGUAUUAUAUGUGAACUUAUUACAGGGAUGCCUAUAUUUUCAGGAGAAAGCGAGUCUGAUUAAAUGAGAUAAUUUAUCGAAGUAUUGGGUAUACCUCCUUAUGACUUGCUUAAAGCAGCAUCGAGAUCAAAGGUAUUUUUCGAGAAUGAUUACUCAGACUUCAAAUUUGAUGGGUGUAAAGUAAAGUCAUUUAAACAUAAAGAUUUGAAGGCUGUGCUGAAUUAAGACGAUGAUGAUUUGAUAGACUUUGUUUCAAAAUGUUUUGAGUGGGAUCCUAAUUCUAGAAUGACAGCAGAUGAUGCUUUAAACCAUCCUUGGCUUGAAGAAACAAUUAAAAAAGUCAGAAAGUGA